This is a messenger RNA of Paraphaeosphaeria sporulosa, 1868 nucleotides long. RefSeq names its product MFS general substrate transporter. Gene Ontology annotation, biological process: transmembrane transport. Gene Ontology annotation, molecular function: transmembrane transporter activity. Lineage: Eukaryota; Fungi; Ascomycota; Dothideomycetes; Pleosporales; Didymosphaeriaceae. The coding region runs from base 1 to 1773 and encodes 590 amino acids. The transcript is spliced from 7 exons. The record is from RefSeq and is a predicted model, not a curated record.
AUGCACGCAACAGCCAAGGCAGAGCGACGUCCGCGCGAUGUUGAGAAGGCACACGACGAAGUCGUACACAUGGAGACUUUAGCUUCUCCUACCACGCCGAGCGAUGCUGAAAAGACGCCUGGGAACAGCACAGGCGCUCCUGUCACCAAAGGACCUAUCGUGUAUGAGAAGUUCAAUGGCAAGCUUUUCAUGACUCUGGUAUGCAUGUCGUUCCUAUGGAUCGGUUCGCAGAUUCCCCUCUACCUCUUCGGCUCGGUCCUGCCUUUGAUCUACCAGGACAUUGGCGGCGUCGACCGAUGGGUGUGGUUCGUCAUUGGAUAUCUCAUCCCAAACGCAGCGCUUUGCCCGUUUGUCGGUGCGCUCUCCGAUCUCUAUGGACGCCAAAAUGUUGCCAUUGGCGGGCAGGCAUGUCUAAUUCUCGGUCCUAUCAUCACGGCAACGGCUAAGACCAUGAACAUCGCUAUUGCUGGUAGCAUGUUCUCGGGUAUCGGGGCUGGGCUGAACGAGCUCAUCGCCUUGGCAGGCACCGCCGAAGUCGUUCCAGUAAAGGAUCGUGGGAAGUACGUCGGCCUCGUUGUGCUCACCAUUCUCCCGUUUUGCCCAUCAGUAUUGUACGCCCAGAUGAUUGCGGAGUCGAGCAACUGGCGCUACAACGGCAUAUUCGUAGGCGUGUGGAACUUCAUUGGACUGCUGUUGUGCGUUUUCUGCUAUCAUGAUCCACCACGCCUCACCGCCGAAUAUACUGCGAGGGAUGUCCUGCGUCAGGUUGAUUAUAUCGGUGGUAUACUCAGCACAGCAGGUAUUACGCUCUUCAUGAUGGGGUUGCAGUGGGGUGCUACCCAAUAUCCCUGGGGUAGUGCACACAACGUCGCGCCCUUGGUACUCGGUCUCAUCUUGAUCAUCGCCUUCUUCGUCUGGGAAUUUCGCGCACCGUACCCAAUGGUCCCACGAGCCCUAUUCAAGAAAGCAAAGCGAACAAUGACCGUCAUCUUGCUCAUCACCUGGCUCAGCGGCGGCAGCUACUUCGUCCUCUUACUGUUCUGGCCCACAGAAGUAUACAACGUCUACGGUGAUGAUCCCCUCGGCAUCGGCAUCCGCUCCCUCCCCAUCGGCUUCGGCAUAAUCGGAGGCGCCGCAAUCUGCCUCCUCCUCAUCCCCGUCACACGAGGCCGCGUGCGGCCCUUGCUGAUCAUCUUCACCGGCCUGAUGACCGCCGGCACUGGCGCGCUCUCUAUCGCCUCCCCACACAACCUGCAAACCGUCUACGCCGUUCUGACGCUCGCCUCGCUCGGCGUUGGCGGCGUCAUCAUCCCCUCCUCCAUCAUCGCGCAGAUCGCAUGCCCCAGCGAGCUCAUCGCCACCAUCACCGCCAUCACCCUCAGCAUCCGGUACAUCGGUGGCGCGAUAGCUUUCGCCGUGUACUCCAAUCUCUUCUUCCACAAGUUCACGGAGUAUGCGACAGAGAUUGUCGCCACCAAUACCAUCAUUGCAAAUGGCAUGGUGAACUACACCACGCCCGCCGGCCAGCUCCUCAUCGCGGAGAUGGUGGAACUGGUGGGAAAUGCGCGACUGAGGGAGCUGAAGGAGGUUAUUGAGAGCAAUCCACUGGUGCUGGAUAGGGACAGCUACGGUCCUAUUAUUGCGAGUGCACAAGAGGCAUUUGCGCUGGCGUAUAGGUGGCCGUAUUGGGUUUCGCUGGCGUUUGGGAUUACCUGUUUCUUCAUGAGUUUCUUCGUGCAGGAUAUUGGGGAUUUGAUGGCGGUGCAGGCGUAGGAGCUCCAUGUGGCCUGGGAGGGGGUACGUUGAUGUGCUACCCGUAUGCAUGCAUGUGCUGAUGAAGGAUGGAUUGCUAAAUUGAUCAUGGCGUU